Vidua macroura (Pin-tailed whydah) is the source of this 1867-nucleotide messenger RNA. RefSeq names its product forkhead box Q1 (gene FOXQ1). Gene Ontology annotation, molecular function: RNA polymerase II cis-regulatory region sequence-specific DNA binding; DNA-binding transcription factor activity, RNA polymerase II-specific. The transcript has a single exon. Gene Ontology annotation, biological process: regulation of transcription by RNA polymerase II; anatomical structure morphogenesis; cell differentiation. NCBI's taxonomy places the organism in Eukaryota, Metazoa, Chordata, Aves, Passeriformes, Viduidae. The coding region runs from base 239 to 1459 and encodes 406 amino acids. The record is from RefSeq and is a predicted model, not a curated record.
CCGGCCACGAAGCCCCUGCUAGCGACCCCGAGCCGGCGGGCUGAGGCGGGCGCCGAGCCCCGCUGCCGUGCCCUGACGGUGUCGCCUGCCGCCGCGGAGCUGUCCAAGCCGGCGGGGGAACAGAAAGCCCCUGGGUCGCCUCGCUGCCUCCCGCCUCCCUUGAGGCCGCGCCGAGGGGCGGGGGUCGCGCCCGCCCAGCGGAGCCGCGGGGUGCGGGGGGGCCGGCGGCGCCGCCGCCAUGAAGCUGGAGGUGUUCUCGCAGCACUAUGAGGACAAGCUGAGCACCGGCAGCGACCAGGAAGGCAGCGGCUCGCUCUCCCCGGCUCCGCCGGAGAGCGAGCUGGGCUCGGACGGUGACUGCGCGGCCAACAGCCCGGGCGGCGGGGCCGGGCGGCCGGGGCAUCCCCCGCCGCCGCCCCCCACGCCGCAGCCCCCGCCACCGCCGCCUGCCGAGAACGCCAAGGGGAAACCCUACACGCGGCGGCCGAAACCACCAUACUCCUACAUCGCGCUGAUCGCCAUGGCCAUCCGCGACUCGGCCGGCGGCCGCCUGACCCUGGCCGAGAUCAAUGACUACCUGAUGAGCCGCUUCCCCUUCUUCCGCGGCGCCUACACCGGCUGGCGCAACUCGGUGCGCCACAACCUCUCUCUCAACGACUGCUUCGUCAAGGUGCUGCGCGACCCGGCGCGGCCCUGGGGCAAGGACAACUACUGGAUGCUGAACCCCAGCAGCGAGUACACCUUCGCCGACGGCGUCUUCCGCCGCCGCCGCAAGCGCCUCAGCCGCGCCGCCCCGCCGCCGCAGUCCGCCCGCCCCGCCGCCGGCGUCCCGCCGCAAGUGCCGCAGGAGACGGCCGGAGCGGGCGCCGCGUCCCCCGGCGCUUCGCCGCGGUGCUGCUGCGCCUCCUCGCCCUGUCACUGCGCGCCGGGCGCCAAGGAGGCAGCGGCGGGGGGCGGCGGGGCGAGGCCGGCGGGCGGCGGCGCUGCCAAGUUCUCCAGCUCCUUCGCCAUCGAGAGCCUCCUGCAGCGGCCGGCAGGACCCCGCGCCGCCCCGCAGCCGACGCCGCACGCCCGCCUCCUGUGGCCGGCGCCGCCCGCGCCCCCGCACCUGCUGCCCGGCCCCUACCCGCUGCUGCCCUACCCACCUGCCGCGCAGCCCCCGCCCGCCGCCCUCUACGGCGGGGGGCUCCUGCAGCUCUGCGCCUACGGGCUGGGAGAGCCGUCGCCGCCGCCGCUGCUGCUGGGGGGCGGGCGGCCCGCGCUGGCCCCGGGAGAGGCGUCGCCGCUGGUGGAGCGGCCGCGGGCGCCGCUGUUCCACGCCGGCCUCCCCAAGGGCGGGCGGGGGCCGCCGCCCGGCUCCCCCCUCUACGGGCCCCUCCGGCUCACCGGGCCGCUGCCGCCGGCGGCGGGGGGCUCGGCCUCGUUUCAGCCGUACGCCGUGGAGACCCCGCUGGCUUAAUGGAGCCCCCCUCCUCCCCUGCGAGGGACCUGCCCGGGGAGGCGUGGAGGGGGAAAGGAGGAGGCUCUGGAUCCCGCACUUUAACUCCAGAGGCGACCACAGCCUCCAAGCAAAAGCCUCGGUGACUGUGCCUUAGUGAAAUGACAGUUGGUUUAACUUAAGCCAAAAAAAAAAAAAAAAAAAAAAGGGAAAAAAAAAAUCAAACAACUGUCGGUUUGGACAUAGCCAUGAGCCUCAAGUGCUUCUUACUGUUCGUUGAGACUACUUGACUUAAGCCAGUCCCUCGCCAUCUCUUUGUAUGCCCCUCUCUUGUCCCAACAUCUCCUGCUACCGAAGCCUGGGGCAGCAGAGCGAGGGUGUCCCACGGAGGGGCGCGGUGGCGGCCGCUGGGGGAUGCGCUGUGCGCUU